AUGAAAAGACGUGGUGACCACUCGGUUCCAUCUCGUAAAAUAGCUCGAAAGUCUAGCUUCAACUUGGUCAAACUACCAAAUGAUGUGAUUCAAAGUGUUUUCCAGUACUUGGCCGCCUCUGAUAUCAUAAAUUUAGCAUCCACUUGUCAUGAUUAUAGAAAUGAACUAAUCCAAUACUUAUACUCCAACAUUAAAGUAAGAUGGAAUGAUCUCAUAGACAUCCGGGAAAAAUUGCCUCCGGUGCUCAACAGAUACGCUAGUUUCAUCAAAUACCUAAGAAUAAUCGAUUACUAUUCGUACGGAGAAUGGCAAAUUGAUAUUUUCCAAAACGUCCUAACAAAAUUGCCCAAUCUUCGUGGACUCCUUGUCAACUCGAUCAAUUCCUCUAAUUGGCUCAAGUAUAGAACCAACAGCAAAAUCGAAAAACUAACUUUAUACUUUGACAUAUCGGCAAACUGUCCCUUACCCCAUCAGACCCAAGUAGUCUCAACCAAUCCAAAAAUAUUCCAUCUAGCCCAUAUUGCAAAUUUCUCCAGACUAACCCAUUUGAACCUAUCUUCUUACCACUUCAAUUGGGACCCCUCGGACCUCAUGCCAGAAAAUCACCUACAAUCACUAACCAUCGAAAACUGCACUUGGGAGUAUCCCUUUCAACUAUCUCAAUUUAACCACUAUAAUACUUUGAACUUUUGCCAAAUCACUUAUUCCAAUAACAACCCCUUUAUACUAUCGGAAAGAUUCACCAAUUUCCUCAAUGAUCCGCUCAAUGCCAAAUCUACGUCCCUACAAACUCUUUUCAUCGAGUUUAAACACUACGACGAUAUCAAUUGGAAAAAACACCUUUCCCUCAAACAGUUCCAGACCUUGAUCGACCCUUCGAAGUUCCCCCACUUGCAAUGCAUUCUACUCCACGGAUGGCUCUUCAAUCUUCGAAGCUUCAUGCAUUAUGUCAACCAAAACUUUCUAAAAUUGGAAAUGGCCUUGUUGGAUCUCCUGGUGGAAGUAACCGAUUCCGAUAUCUCCCCAGACAACUUCCAGUCCUUCCGCCAGUCAGCCCUACGCUCCAUGACCGAACACCACCCCAACGUAAGAUUCAAGCUAGAUCUACAGUUACCUUACUAA
Hyphopichia burtonii NRRL Y-1933 is the source of this 1122-nucleotide messenger RNA. RefSeq lists its product as uncharacterized. The transcript has a single exon. Bases 1 to 1122 code for a protein of 373 amino acids. Lineage: Eukaryota; Fungi; Ascomycota; Pichiomycetes; Serinales; Debaryomycetaceae. Gene Ontology annotation, molecular function: protein binding. The record is from RefSeq and is a predicted model, not a curated record.